AUGAAACCACUUUUCUUUAUCUAUCUAUCUAUCUAUCUAUUUAAUCUGUCCGUCUAUCUAUCGCAUUCUGUUUAUAUCUAUCUAUCUAUCUAUCUAUCUAUCUAUCUAUCUAUCUAUCUAUCUGAUUCUGUUUAUAUCUAUCUAUCUAUCUAUCUCAUUCUGUUUAUAUCUAUCUAUCUAUCUAUCUAUCUAUCUAUCUAUCUAUCUAUCUAUCUAUCUAUCUCAUUCUGUUUAUAUCUAUCUAUCUAUCUAUCUAUCUAUCUAUCUAUCUAUCUAUCUAUCGCAUUCUGUUUAUAUCUAUCUAUCUAUCUUUCGCAUUCUGUUUAUAUCUUUCUAUCUAUCUAUCUAUCUAUCUAUCGCAUUCUGUUUAUAUCUAUCUAUCUAUGUGAGUGUGUUCACAGGUAUCUAUUUAUCUGUGCGAAUAUUUUUACAUAUAUCUAUGUGAGUGUGUUCACAUCUAUCUAUCUAUCUAUCUAUCUAUCUAUCUAUCUAUCUAUCUAUCUAUCAAUUUCUCUCUGUUCAUCUAAAUAUCUAUCUCUGUUCAUAUCUAUCUAUCUAUCUAUCUGUCUAUUUAUCUGUGUGAGUGUAUUCGCAUCUAUCUUUCUAUCUAUCUAUCUAUGUGUGUUCACAUCUAUCUAUCUAUCUAUCUAUUUCUCUGUUCAUCUAUAUCUCGAUUCAUAUCUAUCUAUCUGUCCUAUUCGCAUCUAUCUAUCUAUCUAUCUAUCUAUCUAUCUAUCUAUCUAUCUAUCUAUCUAUCUAAUUAUGUAUAUUAUCUUCCUAUCUAAUUCUAUCCAUCUAUCUGUCUAUCUAUCUAUCUAUCUAUCUAUCUAUCAUAUUUAUCUAUAUCUGUUCAUAUCUAUCUUAUUCUGUUCAGAUCUAUCUAUCUAUCUAUCUAUUUACCUAUAUGCCUUUCUUCAACAAGCCAAAAUAUCUAUCUAUCUACCUACCUACCUACCUUCCUAUCUAUCUAUCUAUCUAUCUAUCUAUCUAUCUAUCUAUCUAUCUAUCUAUCUAUCUUUUAUAGCAUGUACUUAUCUUUCUAACUCUUUCAUAUCUAUCUAUCUAUCUACCUAUCUAUCUAUCUAUCUACCUACCUACCUUCCUAUCUAUCUAUCUAUCUAUCUCUUUCACAUCUUAUGUAUCCAUCUAUUUAUCUCUUUUACUGCCUAUUCAAAAACAUCCUCGUUAAAUUGUCCACUUAAAAUCUUUAAAAACAUCCUCAAAAUAAAUUACAAUAUCAAUAUCUAUCUAUCUAUCUAUCUAUCUAUCUAUCUAUCUAUCUAUGUCACUUCAUAUCUAUCUGUCUAUCUAUUUAUCGAUUUCUCUGUCUGUCUGCUAAUAUCUAUCUAUCUAUCUGUCUCACAUACUUGUAAAAUCGUUUAUCUAUCUAUCUAUCUAUCUAUCUAUCUAUCUAUCUAUCUAUCUAUGUUUGUUCAUAUCUUUCUCCUUCUUUCUGUCUGCUUCUGUGUUUUUGUCUGUCUGUCUGUCUCUGUCUUUCUCUCUCUCUCUCUCAUUCACUCUCUCUAUCUAUCUAUCUAUCUAUUUUGUGUCUGUUCAUAUCUAUCUCUUUAUCUAUCUAUCGAAUGGUCUCUUUUUCUUUACAUCCUUUUCUUCUUACUUUUCCCUGUCCUGUCAUAUCUCCAUUUUUCCAUUCUUUGUUUUAAUCCAGUUUUUUUCUUCUUCUUCUUCCUUUUUUCUCGUUUGAACGUUCCUCAUUCAUCUUGUUAUCAUUUCUUCUUUUCUUUGCCAAUUCAUGUGCACCAUUUUGAAAGCUCGUUUUCUCUGGCAGCGUUCCACUUGGACGCACACACAGAAAAUGACGUCCGGAAAAGCGACCGAGUGAAAUGA
This is a messenger RNA of Acanthosepion pharaonis, 1848 nucleotides long. NCBI's taxonomy places the organism in Eukaryota, Metazoa, Mollusca, Cephalopoda, Sepiida, Sepiidae. The record is from the annotation of a GenBank genome assembly.